GUAUCUAGACUCGGAGCAGCUCGGCUCUGCUCGGUUUGUUUUCAUCCCGCCCUCCAGCGAACGGAGCGAGAUGAAAAGCGAGUCCAAAGAGUGUCGGACAGAGAAGAACGGGAUCCGCUCAAGACCGGGACCUGCUCAAGAUCAGGAUUUCACACAGAAUCUGGACCCGCUCAAGAUCAGGACCUCGCACAAAAGCAGGACCCGGAGUGGUGCUCAGUCGCAUCAGGUCUCAGUCACCGGGCAGUUGGACGCAACGCAGCCGGGUUGCGCUGCGCUCCCGGCGGCUCCAGCUCCACCUGCGUCCCGCUGACAUGUACCAGGUCCAGGGCAAAGGUGAGAGGGUCGUUGCCAUGGUGCUGAAGGAGCUUCCUGGUAAAAAGACAUCCAGUGAAGGAAACGCCCUCCUCACCGUGACAACCAAGUUGGGUGGUGAACAGCAGGAGAGUCGCCCCCUGCUGAGUCCUUCCAUCGACGACUUCCUGUCAGAGAGUCGGAGCGACGCCCCCUCCUCCUCCUCUGCCCGCACCCCCACCUCCAACACAGCAGGCGUGUCCUCUCUGGACCUGGUCGACCUCAGUGAGCCAAGUCAUAGCAAUGGGUGGAGUCACAAGGAGCAGAGGCGGAGCCCUCUGAGGAGGAAAGGCAGCUCGAUGAGUCCUCGACGCCGGGUGACACUUGAGGACACAGAGCUGAUCAGGGUGGAGGCGGAGCAUCUGGACUCAGUCAGUCUGUCGCCUCCUCUGGACCACUGGGACGAGGUGGACGGAGGUCGUAGGAGGACACCUGAGAAGAGAUGCUCCUCCCACCACUCAUCUAGUGAACUGCUGUGGUCUGCAGACUUUAAAACAAACGCUCUAAGCAAGACCUUUGACCUCCACGAUGACCUGGUCUUUAAGACGUCACCACAGGAGUCUGCGGCUUUCAAACAUCGCAGACGGACUCGUUCACUUCUGACCAGAAACGAAUCUCUCGAGGACGAGUUUGUGAGAGCAAAGGCUGCUGUGGAGUCAGACACUGAGUUCUGGGAUAAGAUGCAGGCAGAGUGGGAGGAGCUUGCUCGAAGGAAUUGGCUGGAGGAGUCUGAGGAUCAGCAGCCGAUCCAGCCCACAGUCUCACCUGUGGAGAAGGUGUACCACUUUAACGCAGAUAACCCGUACAGGGAGUGGCCUAACGCUUUUGCAGAGGGUCAGGCGAAAUCACGAGAAGGAGACCUGAACGCUGCUGUGCUGCUGCUGGAGGCGGCCAUUUUACAGGACCCUCAGGACCAUGAGGCCUGGCAGCUUCUGGGAAAAACUCUGGCUGAGAACGAGAACGAGCAGGCGGCCAUCACGUCUCUGCAGAGGUGUGUGGAGCUCCACCCUAACAGCCUUGAGGCUCUCAUGGCGCUCGCCGUCAGCUUCACUAACAUCGGUCUCCAGCAGGAGGCGUGUGACUCCCUGCGGCGCUGGAUCAGUCACAACCCACGGUACAAACACCUGGUCCUGGUCCACAGGAGUCCACUACAGGGUUCCCCAGCCACACCACGCAGGGACCCCCACACGCUCACACCACCGAGGGCGGAGCUCCAGGAUGCGCUCCUCCUCUUUCAGGAAGCAUCUCAGGAGAACGUAGACUCUGUGGAUCCAGACCUUCAGACUGGACUCGGUGUCCUCUUCAACCUCAGCUCUGACUUCAACAAAGCAGUGGCAGCGUUUACUGCAGCACUGAGUGUCAGACCCCAGGACUACCUGCUGUGGAACCGUCUCGGGGCAACACUGGCAAACGGGAACCGCAGCGAGGAGGCGGUGGAGGCGUACACGCGAGCUCUGGAGCUCCAGCCCGGAUUCAUCCGGUCCAGGUAUAACCUGGGAAUCAGCUGCAUGAACCUGGGGGCGCACAGGGAGGCGGUCAGUAACUUCCUGACAGCUCUGAACCAGCAGAGGCGGAGUCAGCGCUGCAGCCACCAGCAGAUGUCGGCCAACAUCUGGGCUGCUCUGCGCAUCGCCGUCUCCAUGAUGGACCAACCCGAGCUGUUCCAGGCCGCCAACAGUGGGGACCUGGACCUGCUGAUGCGGGCCUUCGAUGCGGGCAACGUGGGACGGUGAGCGGGGCCACAGGAGGUGGAGAUGAAGAGCACAACCCUUUAAUGACCACUCGUAAAUUUAAAGCCAUAAAACUUCACAGCACCUUUAGCCACGCCCAGCAGUGAUGUCAUAGUGUUUGACACACCUGCAGCACAGACCACUUCCUGUUGUUUGCACCAUGUCAACAGAAUUAUUUCACAAUGUCCAGAAAGUGCACUGAUGACUUUUAUUGUGAAAGGGUUGUUUUGUGGAAAAAUAAAGCAAUAUUCAUGUCAGUGUUUGGUUGUAAUGUACAACAUCACCAAUAGAUGUCACCAAACCCUCAACCACUGAAGCUGCUACUGAUAUUCGCCAUCACCUGCAGACAGGAAGCUCACCUGCACUGAUUUACCAAAAUAUGUCAGUGUUUUGCCUCCUGCAGGUGAAGAAAGGAACAACUGAGUCAAGUUUUUGGUUUUAUUUUGAAAGUUCCGUUUUAUUUGACAGUCUGGUCUUUAUUUUGAAAGACUGUGGUUUUAUUUUGAUGGUCUUUUUUG
Molecule: messenger RNA, 2599 nt
Organism: Solea senegalensis (Senegalese sole)
Lineage: Eukaryota; Metazoa; Chordata; Actinopteri; Pleuronectiformes; Soleidae
Product: PEX5-related protein-like
Exons: 14
Coding region: 312-2084 (590 amino acids)
Biological process (GO): protein import into peroxisome matrix, docking
Cellular component (GO): cytosol; peroxisomal membrane
Molecular function (GO): protein binding
Source: RefSeq, a predicted model, not a curated record